GCCCAAGCCAAGGGUGACGGUCGCUCGAAGGGCUUCAGCCUGCCUUUACUUCAAUAAUUCAUAGACAAUACCACGUCGCAUUGUCACCUCGUUCACUUAUCGCCCUAUCUCGUCUAGACUGUUUCCGCCCGUGGCGUUUGAUCCCAAUCCUCCGUUCUUGGUCCAUUGCCCUUUGUCUCUUUCCACAAGCCUCGUUUAGCCUUCAGGCAAGCCGAACAACUCGCGAGACCUUGCCGAGAGCCUCAUCAGCGAUUGCCGCAGCCGACUCUACAAUACUCUCUGAAUUCCAACAUGUCUGACGUUGAGGACGAGCUUCUCGCCCUCGCCGGCGGCGAUGUGUCGGAUGACGAGCAGAAUGCUUCGGAUAGGAGCCGUGGAGGGUCAGAAUCACCCCCUCCUUCGGCUAAGGAUGCCACUGUCAAAGGAGUGGCGAACAAAAAGGCGGCUGUAAAGAAGGCAAAGACCGGCGGGCAGCAAGGCGAUUCUGAGGACGAAGGCGCAGUUUCUUCCGCGCCCUCGUCGCCUGGCUCCCAGCAAUCCGCUCCCAUGGACGAAUCGGACUCCGACUCGGAUUCGCCUCCGAACAAGUCUUACGACAGCGAUGACGAUGCAAACAAGUACCCUGUCGACGGGCUCUUCAUCAGCCAUGGAGAGAAAGCGGAGAUCAUGAGCAUGCGGGAGGUGGAGCGCGAGAUCAAGAUCGCCGAGCGCCGAGAGGAGAUUGAGCGGAUGCGCCAGAACCGGCUAUUGCGCCACAUGGUCGUCAACCAGGACAGCAAGAAGCGCAAGGCCGCCGCGGCCGAGCUAGAGGACGGCCAGCGCAAGACAUCCCGCGUUCGGACCAAGGUUGGGGGCACCAGGGUCGGCGAGACGAGCUCCGGUAUCGAUUCCCUGCGCAAGGCCCGCGAGGAGCGGAGCAAUCGCAUGCAACAGAGAGAGCAGGAGAGGGACCGUCGCAGGCCCAGAUCCUCCCCGUCCUACAGGCGUAGUACCUCAAGAGGUGGCCAGGGCGACAGCGAUGUCGAGUGGGGCAGCCCUGGCAAGUCGAGGCAGAAGUCGCGAACUCCUGAAGUUGUUGAAGCUCGCGCGGAGCUCAGAGACAUCGAGCGAGUGCGGGUGGGACGUAGUCGAUUCGCCGAAGUAUGCUUCUAUCCGGGCUUUGAUGACACUCUCACCGGAUGCUUCGUCCGCAUCAACAUCGGCCCUGAUCCGAGGACGGGUGAAGACGUCUACCGCAUGGCUGUCAUCAAGGGCUUCACUAAAGGCAGACCUUAUGCAAUUCCGAAUCGCAAGGGCCACCAGUUCGUCGUAGAGACGUACGUCAAGGCGGCACAUGGCAAGGCUCAGCGGGAGUGGCCGUUCAUCAGCUGCUCUGACAGAGCCUUCACCGAGGCCGAGUGGAACCGCUACAAGUCUGUCUGCAGCGCCGAGGACGUCUCUGUGCCCAAGGUGCCAGCGCUUGUGGAUAAGAUCAAUGACAUUAACCGCCUGGUCAACCGCUCCUGGACCGAACUGGAGCUGGCCGAGAAGCUUGACCGCCAGAAGACCCUGCGCGUCAAGUACAGCGGCAUCGAGCGGGAACGCCUCCAAAAGUCUCUCGACGACUCCAAGGCGGCCGGCAACGAGGCCAAGGCGGCCAAGCUGCAGGAGGAGCUCGACCAGCUCGAGACGCCGCGCCUGGCCUUCAAGACCAGCCUCACGCCGGCGAAGAAGAACCCCGAGCAGCAGGGCGAGGGCCUGUCCCAGCAGGAGCGGCUCGCGGCGCUGAACCGCGAGAACCGGCGCCGCAACGCCGAGGCGGUCCGGCAGGCGCAGCUCAAGGAGCGGGCCCGGGCCCGGGAGACCGAGGUCAAGCUCGAGCGCGGCGAGGCCGUCGAGGAGGACCACUCGCGGCGCCUGCGGACCAAGGCAAAGUUCCUGCACGACGCCAACGAGCACGCGUCGCCGUCGUCCAGGCAGAACAGCGGCGCCAGCACCCCCGCCGCCGCCGGCGCAGCGAGCUCGGCCGCGUCGACGCCCGUCUUGGGCGCCCAGAAGCAGCAGCCGAUGGCCCUCCUCCCGCACCUCGCCAAGCUGCAGCUCCAGCAGAAGAACGCCGCCGGGAACAGGGGCGGCAUCCCCACCAUCCACAAGCCGCUCAUGGACGACGACAUCAUUGGCGCGCUGGACUUGGACAUCGACGUCGAUAUUGACUGAGGGCCGGCCGGGAGGGGAUACCACCCCUGGUGUGCGGUUUGCGAUUGCGUGCGAUUGAGUUUUUGUGUGUGUGCCGAGGGGGGUUGCAGCAGCAGCAUGAGAGCACAUGCUAUGGCCAUCGGCGAGGAGGAGCGAUGGGCUAGGGAAGUGAAGAUGGAAGGGCGGAGGGCACUUUUCGGAGUCCAAAGUUGUUCUCCUUCCAAGAUCAUGCUUGGCAAGGCUACUACUACUACUACUACGUCCUAGAGAGAGACUGGAAUUUCUAGACCUUGCAUGGAAUCGACCUAGUUAAUUAUGCUUUCCAACUAACCGCUCUCGAUCCGUGCGUAUGUGUGCGUGUGUUCCCAGUGCAGGUAAAGGGAAAAGGGG
This is a messenger RNA of Phialemonium atrogriseum, 2565 nucleotides long. RefSeq names its product putative rna polymerase. The record is from RefSeq and is a predicted model, not a curated record. Gene Ontology annotation, cellular component: Cdc73/Paf1 complex. Bases 292 to 2196 code for a protein of 634 amino acids. The transcript is spliced from 4 exons. NCBI's taxonomy places the organism in Eukaryota, Fungi, Ascomycota, Sordariomycetes, Cephalothecales, Cephalothecaceae. Gene Ontology annotation, molecular function: RNA polymerase II C-terminal domain phosphoserine binding; DNA binding.